CGGAACUACACGGAGGAGACCGACAGUUCCUGUCGGACACAGAUUCGGUGAAGCCACAGCCAAACAAACCGCGCGGAGGCUAACAACUAGCAGUGCCAGACCCGCAGUCCCGGCCCGGUCUGGUUCGACCCCAGGCAGCAUGUACGCGGACUUCCGAGCUCCCCGGCGCCGCCUCCGGGUCACGGAGGAGCUCGAGGCUCCGCUGCCGCUCAGCCCGCGCGAGAGGAGCCACUUCCAGGCAGAGCUCCUCAAUCAGCACGUGCUGGUCUGUGAUCCGCAACACAGCCAGAAGAUCCACGACCAGGGUUACUUUGGUAAAGGGGUUCUGUCCAGAUCCAGACCGGAGCACAGCAUCUCCAACCAAUGGGAGCAACACGAAGGCGUGUUUCUACCUGUGGUCUCACAGGCCAGGUAUGAGGAGCUGCUCAAGUGGGCGGGGUCAGCUCUGUCUGCUCAGGGAUGGGAUGAAGAGGCUGUUCAUCAAACCCUGCUCAGGCUUUCUCAGCCAAUACAAAUGGAGGAUGUGAGGAACCAGAUGGGAGGGGGGGGGGAGGCAGAGGAGAACGGUGAAAGGGGGAAGGAGGAGCCGGAGCAAGAAGGAGGAGUCAGCCCCCAGAUGAAGAGGUCAAGACGGGGGUCAGAGGUCGAGCCGGAGGCCAAGAGAAGCUGCAGCUCAGAACAGGACUCCGACUCCAGUUUGGACUGUGAUCCUGACUCGGAUCCUGAUCCUGCUCCUGCUCCUCUGGUUCCUGGUCCUGGUUUCCUCCUGGUGGUCUCUGACAGUGAGACUGGAGGCGGGGUCAGGGAGGUGAGGCGGACACCGUUCUUUCUCUCCGAGUACCUGCAGCUCAGUCUGGAGGAGGCCUUCUUCCUGGUCUACAGUCUGGGCUGCCUGUCCGUCUACCUGCAGCAGGAACCCCUGUCCAUCGUGCAGCUGUGGAGGACGUUUCGGUCCCUGCGUCCUGAUUUCGUCAGCUCCUAUGCAGUCUAUCAUCACUUCCGCAGCAAGGGGUGGGUCCCUAAAGGAGGGGGCGGAGCCAAGUAUGGCGUAGACCUCAUGUUGUACAGGAAAGGACCACCUUUCUACCAUGCCAGCUACUCGGUGGUUAUUGAACGGGCUGACAAUGCAUUCAGGGCCUCGCCGUUGCGCCCGUUUUCGUGGCGUUCUCUGGCAGCUCUCAGCAGGAUUACCGCCAACGUGUCGAAGGAGCUGAUGCUGUGCUACGUCAUCUAUCCAGCCGACCUAUCAGAGGCUGAGCUGGACUCACCUGUGUGUCUGAGAAGGCUGAAGGUCCAGGAAAUGAUCGUCAGCAGGUGGGUUUCCUCUAGAGAGCGAGCAGAGCAGGAUGACAUCUAAUUGGCUGGCGUGAGACGCUUAUGAGGUCAUGAAAUGGUGAUGUCACAUAAAAGGUCAUGAGGCGUCAAAUAGAAUCUGUGUUUUCCGUUAAAAGACUUUAAUGACUGAAGAAAGAAGAAAUGUGAGCCCUCUGCCAGCCUCUCACCCUCACCUGUCCGGCUCCAUGACAGGUGGUGAUCAGCUGAAAGGUGUCAAGGAACAGUCAUUCACUGACCUUUGACCCCAGGCCUUCAGGUACAUGAUUGGACCUGAAUGCCUGUGUUUGUAUGAAGUUCACGCUUUGAGUUUUUACUUGCUUUGUUGAAAUGCUGCCAUACCUGUGCGUUGCAGGUGACUUUUCUGUUUCUAAUAAAGGUGAACACACCUGAAUCUGCCUGUUUGUUGUGACUUAUGUAUCACUGCACCACAGCACACUCAUCAUUUCCACACAGCGAUGGUUUGUUUGAAGGGUUUUAUGUUCUGACCGUGCAGAUCAAAGGACGUAGAACCUCUUCGAGAACUCACGUGAGAACAGGUGUGACUGAGUGUCUUUAAGUCUUCAUCG
Messenger RNA from Pelmatolapia mariae (spotted tilapia), 1901 nucleotides. It is a transcript of the gene tsen2, whose product is annotated as TSEN2 tRNA splicing endonuclease subunit. NCBI's taxonomy places the organism in Eukaryota, Metazoa, Chordata, Actinopteri, Cichliformes, Cichlidae. The transcript has 12 exons. Gene Ontology annotation, biological process: tRNA splicing, via endonucleolytic cleavage and ligation; tRNA-type intron splice site recognition and cleavage. Gene Ontology annotation, molecular function: nucleic acid binding; tRNA-intron lyase activity. Bases 140 to 1357 code for a protein of 405 amino acids. The record is from RefSeq and is a predicted model, not a curated record. Gene Ontology annotation, cellular component: tRNA-intron endonuclease complex.